UAGUCAAUUGUUCAACCAAACACACAAAAUGUUCAGCAAAAUCUUAGCCUUUGGUGCCAUGCUGGCUGCAGCUAAUGCUGGUCUUCUGCACGGACACGCUCCCGCCAUCUCUUCACAGAGCAUCAUUCGCCACGACGAGGGUCAUUACUCCGCCCCUAUCGCCUACGCCGCUCAUCUGGGUCACGGCGCCCCUCUGGCUCACGCCGCUCCCUUGGCUCACGCCGCCCCCAUCGCAUACGCUGCAUACGCUGCCCCUGCCGCCCAUUACGAUGGACAUGAUGAAUAUGCUCACCCCAAAUACGACUUCUCGUACUCAGUAGCCGACCCCCACACCGGUGACCACAAGUCCCAGCACGAGAGCCGCGACGGUGACGCCGUGCACGGAUACUACUCCCUGGUGCAGCCCGAUGGCUCCGUCCGCAAGGUCGAAUACACCGCUGAUGCUCACAAUGGUUUCAACGCCGUGGUGCACAACUCUGCUCCCUCCGUACAUGUCGAACCCGCCCACGCCUACCACCAUUACUAACUUUUCAAAUUUAAAAUAUAAAUUAUAGUCUACGUGUUUUAAAAAAAUGAAUAGUGACAUUUCUAUAAUAAUUUAUAUUUUUGUAAAUAUGAAUGCAUGUAAAUAAAGUGUGGAUGAUAAAUUA
Molecule: messenger RNA, 650 nt
Organism: Vanessa tameamea
Lineage: Eukaryota; Metazoa; Arthropoda; Insecta; Lepidoptera; Nymphalidae
Product: cuticle protein 7-like
Exons: 4
Coding region: 29-526 (165 amino acids)
Cellular component (GO): extracellular matrix
Source: RefSeq, a predicted model, not a curated record